AUGCGAGUGCAAUUGCAAAAUGAUCCAUCAGCACAAAUAUUUUCCGAACAACUACUAGAUAUUGGGAACGGUAAAAUAGAACUGCAACCAAAUACGCAAUGCAUUAAACUACCAGACAGUUUUUGCACUGUUGUUCAGGAUAAAAAUGAAUUGAUUCAGAGUAUUUUCCCGGAUAUACAGAAUAACUAUUUGAAUCAUGAAUGGCUUAGUCAACGGGCGAUUUUGGCAGCCAAAAACGUUGAUGUUGACGAAAUUAACUUCCAGAUACAACAGUUGCUACCAGAUAACCCUGGAAUGCCACCACAUAAUCUUCGAUUAAAGAUUGGUUCCCCUAUUAUUCUCCUCCGUAAUUUGAAUCCACCUCAAUUCUGUAACGGUACGCGUUUGGUCAUCAAAAAGAUCACCGGAAACAUUCUUGAAGCAACCAUUUUGGCUGGGAAGUUUAAAGGAAAAGUGGUCCUGCUGCCACGUAUUCCGAUGAUACCAUCAGAUUCUACCAUACCCUUCAAAAGGCUACAGUUUCCAAUUCGUUUUGCUUUCGCCAUGUCUAUAAAUAAAUCUCAAGGUCAAACAAUGUCCAUUUGUGGUUUAGAUUUGGAAAAUCCAUGUUUUUCUCAUGGGCAACUAUAUGUUGCGUGUUCACGUGUUGGGAAACCGUCGAAUCUAUUUGUGUUAGCUAAAGACAGGUUAACCAAAAACAUUGUGCACCGAUUGGUGUUAAAUUAA
Molecule: messenger RNA, 726 nt
Organism: Hermetia illucens (black soldier fly)
Lineage: Eukaryota; Metazoa; Arthropoda; Insecta; Diptera; Stratiomyidae
Product: ATP-dependent DNA helicase pif1-like
Exons: 2
Coding region: 1-726 (241 amino acids)
Source: RefSeq, a predicted model, not a curated record